AGAACGAACAUACAUAAAGAAAGGAGUCAAAAAAGACACGACUGCUAUUUGUUGUCGUGCACGCAAGCAUUGCUGCCGCAUCUCCGAUUCACUGCCGCAACCCAAACAAAAACAGAACAGAAGCAAGAAAACAAACAAACAAAGCAGCAAUAAAACACGCGGCAUUCUUAUCUCUGAAACGGCGUCUGAAGCAACGACAAACCAUAGCACCGAGUGUUUCUCUUCUGUCAUUACUAAGAGAAGAGGAAAGGAACAAAAACUUAGUGCUUAGCUUGCUGUGGUCUGCGCUGCCGAACAACAGCAUCAAAACUAAGAACCUCUAAUAUGUCUGCCGCGAAGAAUAGUAAGCGGUGUCACGGGGGCUUGAAGGUGUCGUUGAUUUGCCUUGCCGCUGUCUUUCUCCUUUUUCUUGGCUCCAGCGCGAGGCUUGCGGUGGCGCAGGAAAACGCUGUAGCCCCCGAAGCUGUCGUACCGACAACGGACACACCGACCGCCGUAGCAGCACCUUCUCAUGAUGCCUCUUCAGACCUUUCUUCGUCCCAGGAACCGCAACAGGACGAACCGAGACAGGUUUUAGAAGAAGAGCCAACGCUCGCCGCCGUGGCUGCAGCCGCCAUUGCGGAAUCGAAUCAGCAGAUCCAGGAGACACUCAGACCCGAAGCGGAAGACGCACAGCGCCUGCAGCUGGAACAGGAGGCGGCGCAGCGCGAGGCGCAAGUGCAUGCGCAAGAGGAAGCGACAGAACGUCUCGAAGCGGCGAGGCGUGCGGCGGAAGAGGCGCGGCAACUGCAGGAGAGAAGACAAGCGGAACAGGCCCGACAAGAGCGCGAUGCAGCCCUCGCAGUGGAGCGGAGGCGCGUAGCGGAGGAGAGGGAGGAGGAGCAGCGGCGGCGUCAGCAAGAGCAAGCACGGCAGGCACAGGAAGCGGAAGCGGAGGCGCAGGCGCGGGCACGAAUUGUAGAAGAAAUUCGACUCGCCGAAGAGAGCGGUGUUGCGGAGGCGGCGCAGCAAGCGGCGGAGGAAGCCGUGAGAGCCGCAGAAGAGGAGCGGAGAGCUGAUGAGGCUCGACUUGCCGUGGAAGCGCAGCGAAUACUGGAAGAGGAGGAGGAAAGACGAGCGAAGGAGGCAGCUCAGAUUGCCGAAGCAGCACAGGAGGCUGAGAAGGCGCGAGUGGCCGAGGAGCGAUCACGCCAGGCGAAGGAAGCUGAGGCAGCUCGGAUAGCGGAAGAGGAGCGUCGAACCGUGGAACAAGUGCGCCAGCAGGAGGAGGCGCAGAAGGCUGAGGAGGCGCGAGUGGCCGAGGAGCGAUCACGCCAGGCGAAAGAAGCUGAGGCAGCUCGGAUAGCGGAAGAGGAGCGUCGAACCGUGGAAGCGCGUCGUGUAGAGAGCGAAAAGGUGGACGAGGCGGGGCGGCUCGCUGCGGAGGCCCGCAAAGCCGAAGAGGUCCUCCUGGCGCAGAAAGAGCAGGAAAGACUUGAAGAGGCGCGGCGCGCGGAGGAGAGGCGACGGGCUACGAAGGAAAAAGAGGCGGCUGCUCGGCAACUUCGCGAACAAAAGGAGGAGCUGAACCGUCUACUAAGUCAGAGAGGGGAAAUGCUGCAAAAGACACGGGCAGAAAACAACGAGUACCGUGCCGCCGUCGCUGCGCUUGAGGCACAGGAGGCGGAUGAUCUGGCAGCCGUGCAGGAGCGCGAAAAGGCGGCUGCGCGUUCACUGCAGCAGUCGGUGGAAGGACAGCUAGAGACGCUGACGCGCAAUCUUGCGACGCUUGAUGAGCAAACGACGGCUAUUCGUACAUGCCUGAAGGAGUCCACAGCCGGCAACAAGCCGAUGGAAACGCUUCUUACCGAGCUCAACGCGUUCUUCAAAGAGGUGGACAACGCUGGUGGCGCCAUGGACGCCAUUGACGAAUCGACGCGAUUCCUGAAAAAGGCUACGAGGCUCGCUCGAAGCAGCAGAGACGACAGCGACGCUUCCUCCACUGCUGCAGCUUCUUACGAAGAGCGGCGCAACGCGUUAGCGGCGUCGCACAACUCUGCUAAUGCCCGGCUGCAGAAGGAACAGCUCGAGAUAGACGCACAAAUCGCGGAGCUCCAACAGAGACUCGGUCGUGAGGUGGAGACUGGGAAAUCGAACGAAGAGGUCGACGAGGCAGAGGUGACAGCUCCCAUUCCAACUCUUCCUUCCUCUUCAUCUACGCCCAUAGUCUCGUCGGAGAGUGGUUGGGAGGACGCUGAGGUCACCCCACCAACUCCUUCUACAAGGAAUGCCCCCGAGCCCACGCUUCACUCCGAUGCUGCUGGUGCCGCUGAUGGUGCUGUUACACCACCACCCUCCUCCUCCUCUGCUGCACCGAGGCCGGUAACACCACACCACGUUCCGGAUCUGCGCCAAAACCCGUCUCUCCGUCAGCUGAUUGAUACUCUCGUCCGGCAAGCGGAGGAGCGCGGUUACAACGUCUCCAAGUACGAGGUGCAUCACCGCGAGGACGGCGCCUUCUUUGAAGCGAAAGGUCAAGUGGAGAUUAUCGUGACGACGGUGCUUGUUACCCUCGUCUCUAUCAUCCAAACGCUGCGGUGGUGCCGUGGUGGCGCCGAAGAAGCCAACAGUGUGGUAGAAGCGACGAAUACGGUGACUCCUGCACUACAACUCACCAAGGACACCACAAGUGCUGCUGCUGCUGCUGCUGCGAGCGGUGCCCUCCCCAAUGCACCACCGCAGCGAGGCGGUCAGCGUGCUCCAACUGGGCCGCCUACACCUCAAAAUCUGGCCCCAUCGCUGCGUUCGUUGCCACCUAAUGCGGAGAGACGCGAUCCUUUCGAAGGUGCACCGCUGCGCCAGCGGCGCACACCCGGCAGCGAAUCUUCGUCGUCUCCCACGAGCAAUCUGGACCCGAUGCAGCAGCAGCCUCCGGACCUGCCGACGGGCGUUCCACCCAGACCGCCAUCUCCCACCGAUGCGCAGCCCACACAGCCGCCCAAAGCGUCGGUCGGUAAGCCGCAGCGGUUUGGGCUGGUGCCGACCUCCACGCAACGCCCGUCUGCGACUAGCCAGGGUGACUCCCCGAAUCGCUUCCCGGCUUCUCUUAACAACCCCUCGCUAGGGGGUCCGGUGCUGAGAGCGGCCGCGCCGCCUGCGGUGGGGAGCCAGCCGACGCCCCCACCACCGCGGCGCCGCAGGGAUGCCGAGGACUUUGAGCUGGAGAACCCGUUUCUGUCGCGAUGGUCCUAA
Leptomonas pyrrhocoris is the source of this 3231-nucleotide messenger RNA. RefSeq lists its product as hypothetical. The transcript has a single exon. The record is from RefSeq and is a predicted model, not a curated record. Lineage: Eukaryota; Euglenozoa; Kinetoplastea; Trypanosomatida; Trypanosomatidae. The coding region runs from base 325 to 3231 and encodes 968 amino acids.